Molecule: messenger RNA, 324 nt
Organism: Aspergillus fijiensis CBS 313.89
Lineage: Eukaryota; Fungi; Ascomycota; Eurotiomycetes; Eurotiales; Aspergillaceae
Exons: 2
Coding region: 1-324 (107 amino acids)
Biological process (GO): dehydro-D-arabinono-1,4-lactone biosynthetic process
Cellular component (GO): cytosol
Molecular function (GO): D-arabinose 1-dehydrogenase [NAD(P)+] activity
Source: RefSeq, a predicted model, not a curated record
AUGACGGUAGAACAAGUCCAACUCAUCUACGGCGGGGGCUCGUUCAUCAGCGAGGUCAGCAACCGCUCUCUCUCCGACGUGCAGGCCACAUUGAACCAACUGCAUUCUCACGGUAUCCGGGCGAUCGACACGGCGCCCAUCUACGGCCGCUCCGAAGAGCUCCUGGGCCAGGCCCAUGCCGCGGACCGGUUCGCCCUGGCCACCAAGUUCCCCGGCGGGUUCCUGCCCGAGCCGGCCACCAAAGAAGUCCUCCUCGCUGCGGCCGAAGAGAGUCUCCGGAAGCUGCAGACCGAUCAAACUUGUAACCCUGGAGAAGUUGGGUAA